Umbelopsis ramanniana AG is the source of this 1653-nucleotide messenger RNA. RefSeq lists its product as uncharacterized. Gene Ontology annotation, molecular function: medium-chain fatty acid-CoA ligase activity. Bases 1 to 1653 code for a protein of 550 amino acids. The record is from RefSeq and is a predicted model, not a curated record. The transcript is spliced from 3 exons. Gene Ontology annotation, biological process: fatty acid metabolic process. NCBI's taxonomy places the organism in Eukaryota, Fungi, Mucoromycota, Umbelopsidomycetes, Umbelopsidales, Umbelopsidaceae.
AUGCAGCCCAACACAUCAGAUCUUCCUAAACCUACUUCCUUUCACCAGAUAUUCACAUACCGGUCCCAGGAUCAACCCAACCACCCUUGGUUCUAUUAUCCUGAACCCGUAAAUGCUGAACAUUAUAGAGAGUUAACGUUCAAAGGAACCGAUGACUUGUUGAAUCAUUUGGCUGCUCAGUAUUCUGUGUUACUACCAAAGGCAGAUGAAAGUACCAUCAGUAAGACGACACCUAAUUCGGUUCCCAACCCUCCUGUGGUUGUGGCUACGCUAGGUUCUAACACUGUCCAGACGCUUUUGACUGGCCUUGCAGCGCAGCGAAUGCAUCAUGCUUAUAUGCAUAUCAGCCCGUUGAAUUCAGAUGCUGGCAUACUAUCGCUACUGGAGAGCAUGGAUGCCAAAGUCCUGAUAGCAGAUAGCGUGUUCUAUGCGCGAGCUGAAAGUUUGGCUGCACAGAUACAAGGCGUCCAUCUUGUUCGUAUGAUCGAAUUUGAUCCUGUUGAUGAACUGAAAAAGGAUCUCAAGCCAUUUGACUACGAUAAAACAAGAGAUGAAGGAGACGAUUGUUCCAUUAUCAUUCACACAUCAGGGACCAGUAGUUCUGCUCCAAAGCCUAUUUGGCACGCAAACAAAUCCUUCCUAGCCAUUCCACCAUUUGGUGUUCGUAAGGCUACAAUAACCACGGGGCUACUAUAUCAUGGAAUGGGAGGUGCUGUGGCCAUCUUUGCGGCUAACAUUGGUGCAUCCAUGGCGCUACCUUUGGCCAAAAAUCCUAACCAUAGGACUCUAUCCGAAGUCAUCAACAGCGUCAAAGCUCUCCCAAACGCUAACCGUCUCAUUAUUCAUCCCAUUCUUGCUGAAGCAAUUUUGGAAACAUAUGGCAAGAACAAUAGCCCUGAGUUAGAGUAUUUACGCAGACUAGAAGAGAUAGGCGUUGGAGGAGGCAAGCUCUCAAGUAACGUCGCAAAUGAGCUACGAGGUCUAGGCAUUAAUGUUAGGUCCGCUAUUGGAAGCACCGAAAUAGGGACAUAUCCGCUACGAAAUGAACCAACCAAGGAAAACUGGGAUGCGUUCGUUCCCACAAACGAUUAUCAUGUCAAAUGGGAGCAUAUUGAAGGAAAUCAUUAUGAACUUCUAGUUUACGAUGCUCCAGCUCUAGCUCUGAACCUCGGUAUUCCCAAAAACGGCAUAUUCCAUACGAACGAUGUGUUUGAAGAAUCUCCUCCAAAGUCUGGAAAAUGGGUCUAUGUUGGUCGACGAGAUCUGAUGUUGAUCCACUCUAUGGGUCUCAAUACUAAUCCUGUUCCUUGGGAAAAUGCUCUUCGGCCUCUCCAGGAAAUCGAAGAAUGUCAACUUGUCGGUCAUGGUCGCCGUGGACCCCUUCUUGUUGUCGAGUUGAACUGGAAUAAUGUGGAAGACGAAAGCAAGGCUCACGAUAGUAUCUGGAAAGCUGUAGAAGAAUAUAACAAAACUGUUAUGGCAUGGUCAAGAGUUCAGCAUCCAGAGGCGGUAGUUAUUCUUCCUAGAGGAUACCACCUUGAGCGAUGUGAUAAGGAAACUGUUAAGCGUGGUGUCAACGUCAAGAAAUUUGAACAGGAGAUAAAUCGAGGUUACCAGAACUGGGAUACAGCUGCUCCUCUUGCCAAGGCAUAA